Esox lucius (northern pike) is the source of this 2678-nucleotide messenger RNA. RefSeq names its product caveolae associated protein 4b (gene cavin4b). Bases 306 to 1262 code for a protein of 318 amino acids. Gene Ontology annotation, biological process: regulation of gene expression. The transcript has 2 exons. Gene Ontology annotation, cellular component: caveola; cytoplasm. The record is from RefSeq and is a predicted model, not a curated record. Lineage: Eukaryota; Metazoa; Chordata; Actinopteri; Esociformes; Esocidae.
AGUGUCUGCCCUCUCAUGUCCCCUGAGCUGCCCACACCCUGGAGGUGGAGCCUGCAUGUUCUUGUGGCAUUGGAUCUGGUUGAGGCUCCAGUCGCAGGCUGAGUCUCUUUGGCCAAAGUGUUUGCUGCCUUCCGGGCCCAAUGAUUCAGCGGCCCAGGCCUUCCCACAUCCUGCUGGUCUGAAACGUCUCAGGUAGAAGCUGCCUACAGGCCAACGGAUAAGGCAAUCCUUCAGUUACCACCGAACCUCAACCAAAACAGGUUUAUAUCAUCAACCUUUUCCCCUUUGGAUCAGAGACCAGGAGGAUGACGACACCAACAAUGGCUGAUAAACUGGGUCUGGCUGUGGGCGACGAUACGGCGAACAUAAUGGCUCUCCUGGAGCGGGUUGCGGGCAUCAUUGACAACGUGCAGACGUGCCAGGCUCGUAUGGAGGAGAGACAGCUGGAGCUGGAAAACAGUGUGAAGACCAUCCAGGAGGACGUGGUGAAGCUGACGAUAAACCACGCCGCCACCAGCAGCACAGUGGACAAGCUGCUGGAGAAGACGCGCAAGGUCAGCUGUCACAUCAAGGAUGUCCGGGUACGGGUGGAGAAUCAGAAUAUCCGCGUGAAGAAGGUGGAAACCACCCAGGAAGAACUGUUGGCGAAGAACAAGUUCCGGGUUGUUAUCUACCAGGGUGACAGUGAGGUACCGGCUGUGGUUGGCGGAAAAGAACCCAAAGAACCGAGUGAACCCAAGGAACCCAAACAGGCUGCGGCCGCAGUGGAGCCGGACCACUUUGAGCUCCCCCCCGACUCAGAUGAGGAGUACAUGGUGGUAGAGGAAGCCACUUCAUCCACCGCCGCCAAGAUGAAGAAAUCGGGCCUGAGCCGUAUGGAAAGCUUCAAGUCUACCUUCUCCCGGGCAAACAUGGCCAAGACAAAAGAGAACAUGAGCAGCAAGGUGGGCCAGAUCGGCGAGCGCAUCGUAUCGACUGAGCGCCGGGAGAAAAUCCGUCAGUCCGGCGAGAGGCUGAAGCAGUCGGGCUCACGAUUCAAGGAAACCCUCGUCAGCCACGUGCCGGCCAAACUGAAGAAGGAGCGGACUGUGGCGGAGGGCCAGGAGGGGGCCGAGGGGGUCACUGAGGAUGCUGCGCCGGUCCCACCACCCAAAGGCCGCAAAUCCGCCAGCCCUGACCUAGCCUACACCGAGGUGACCAAGGAGGCGGAGGACGGAGUGGAGGAGGAGGUGCCGAUGCACGAUAUCAAGCAGCUCUCCUAAGGCUGAUGUCAUGGAAAUGGAAAGCAUCAACACACACAUCAUUUUUGUUUGUUUGUAGGAUUGGCCUUGCUGUGACUGAUUGAGUCCCAGGAGUGCCGGAAACAGGCCAGUUAGUUGAACACGUUGAAUUUGUAUCAUCUGCACAACACUCCUGUAACAUGUUGAAGUCAUUUGUUUUGGGAAUUCAAGGAUUUCUAUAGGUAGAACAAAUAUCUAUUUGUGUGCAAUUUCAUCUUGUUUACAUUAAACAUGGACUAUCAAGGAUGCAAAACAAACAAACUGACAGGAAUUACAGCAAGUCUGGGGAGUUGGACAUGUUCUACAGACUUGUAGCGUCUUUACAGAUAUAACUGACAUUAUAGUUUUUGAUUUGCAUGUUGAAGAACUGAUAUGGAAUGUUAAAAAGACAAAGCCUUUUGAAGUGAUGGACGUUGAAAUGGAGUUGUGGAAUGUAUGUUUUGAUGAAGGAUAAUGUAAACACAAAAUAAUAAACUGAUUGAUUUUGUUUAGCGGUAAGUGAAGAUUGAUGAACUUUUGGUAUCAAUUAUGCCUGCGGAUCCAGAAUCCAGCCAAUAUAUAGGCUUCCUUGUGCAGAUCUUGCAAAGGAAAACCUCAAAAAUCAGCGGUUGUCUGGAGUUAAGAGUAUAUCAAAUAUAAUUGAAUGCAGAAAAUGUUCAACUUGAAAGGGUGGGGAAACAAAAAAACUGGGGUUUUGAUCAAACAUUUAUGGAUAUCACUUUUCAAGGAUAUUUUGAGUUAGCGAUACAAAUGGCCAGUAGGAAUACAUUGCAAGUAGAUGAUCUUCCACUGUACGGCCAGAUUCAUCAAUAUACAUGUAUCUGCUACUCUUUUAGUGUAGUUUAAUAUAUAUGCCCUUUCUAUGGUAGAUAUUUUAUUGAGAGUUGUUUGCUGCAUUAGAGAGUGAAUUUGCAUGACUUUAGAUUCUAUUUUAGUUUGAGAGAAAUUGUCUUUUGUGUCAAAGAAAUAUAAGCCCAUCCGCUGCUAUGUAGAAGUAGCACAUUGUGCAUGUUACUAUCAUUUUAAGUUGUCCAAUUCUCUUGUUAGCUAUAGAUACAAUUUCUUUUUAAAGACCACAGUCCUCUAUUCUGAUUUAAAAGGUAUAAAAAGGUGUAACAUUAGAGAACAGCUGAUACAGUUAUUUGUUACAUGCACAACAUAAUGCGAAGACAGUCAACCGUCUACCUGACAAGAUAGUAGUCAAAACCUGUGGUAAAUUUCCAUAGAAUGCGUUAUAAGAGCUUAUGAAUUGAUGGUGAUAACAUAAAGAAUCCAGUCAAAGUAUAAAACUGUACAACACAAAACAAAUAACCAACAUCUUUGUUCUGUUCACUAUGUUAUGAUUUAUUACAUAAUAACAAUACUUUUUUUAAUUAAAGUGUCAUUACUAUAAUGCAA